This is a messenger RNA of Dicrocoelium dendriticum, 482 nucleotides long. Lineage: Eukaryota; Metazoa; Platyhelminthes; Trematoda; Plagiorchiida; Dicrocoeliidae. The record is from the annotation of a GenBank genome assembly.
GGUUUCUACAGAUAUAAAUAAGCUUGUUACUUUCGAACAUCGCUGCCUUCACGGCUUACCUCAUAUCUGGUGGGAGCACCGCGUGAGCAAUGAACGUGUUGGACAUCAUGUAUUUGAUGCAGGAAAGAACAAAAGAACCGCUAAGCACCGUUAUUUCACGCACCAGGCACAGUUGGCUAAGCCGUGUUACGCAUGCCAGGACACAGAAUUCCGCGACGUGGGUUGUUUGCACGCCGGAGAUAUGGUUAGAAGAAGAGGGUAGGCCAAGCAAUGAUAGCGUCGUACUGGGGACCGAAGGAGAAUGAACACGUUUAGUUGGAUACACUAGUUGACGUUCUUUGUGCUGUGAGUUUCUUUGUCCUUCUCUAUCCCACUUAUCCUCAUCCCCGACCGAGAUCUCAUUGUUGAAGCAUACCAUGUUACUAAGCGGUCACCUUUUUGUAUUCUAUAUUCUCUCAUUUUGCAUAUAUUUUAUCCUUUUG